Molecule: messenger RNA, 384 nt
Organism: Lathyrus oleraceus (garden pea)
Lineage: Eukaryota; Viridiplantae; Streptophyta; Magnoliopsida; Fabales; Fabaceae
Exons: 1
Coding region: 1-384 (127 amino acids)
Source: RefSeq, a predicted model, not a curated record
AUGGCUCAAAAUCAUUUCCAAUGGGGAGGUGAAUGUGCUACUGUAGAAAAACCAACUCUGAAAGGCGGAACGUACGAAGUUAAUGGUAUAAAUCGCGUCAAUGCUAAAAUGGAUGCGCUUACUCAAAAGAUCGAAAGCUUGGCCAUAACACCAUCAACUACAGUAGAUGCCAUAACACCAAACUGUGAAUUAUGUGGAACCCCUAGGCACACUAAUGUUGAUUGUCAGUUAUUGGCUGGUGUUCCCACCGACCAAAUAAACUAUGCUCAAGGAAACCCAUAUUCAAACACUUACAAUCCUGGUUGGAGAAACCAUAUAAAAGUAACAAUUUUUUGUUUCCACCAAACCCAACACCUGUUAUUCCACUUGGCUAUCAAAAAGUAG